AUGGCGCCCGCGCUCCUCGAUAAGAUCGAGAGCAAGGUCAAGAAGGUCCUUCCACACUCCGAUCCUCCUUCGCCCAAACCAGGCGACAAAGCAGGUAUGACGCGGGAGCCCUCCAACUCUUCUUCCUUGUUCAAGUGCCGGAACUCGACAUCGAAGAGUUCCACCCCAGCAUCUUCCGUCACGAACGUGCCCUCGACACUCGGAGGGAAGGGCACACCCGCCUCCUCCGUCUCCCACAUUCCAUCCACAAACACUCCCAGCCAGCCCGGCACGCCUGUUCAGUCUCAACCCCGGGCUGGCCCUCCCGACCCGCGGCCAGUGAACGUCCCCACCCCAACAGUGACGGAGGACUUUGACGCGCCGGCACAGGCGCACCACGACUCGCCGCUCGAUGCGCUCCGAGGCAAAGCGAAGGAGUGCAAGGAGAAGCUGACGCCGAAUUUCCUCCACAACAACGACUGCGGCACGAGUGGCGGCGUGCCGUGUUCACAGCUGUUCGGCAUGUUCAAGGCGCUCGCAUCUGAGGACUCUCGCGACGGCGACACAUCCGACAGCGACGCGGACGAGCCGCCCCGCCGCCGUGCCCCGCAGAAGAGGAGAAGCCACAUGAGCCAAGUGUCAACCGUCUCCAGUGGCCAAACGACGGAUGUGACGGACGACGGCGACGACAGUCCUCCCGGAUACACCUAUGACGGGUUCGGCAACCUGCACCGCUCCGAGAGCGAGCCCCAGUUCCUCCCCACGGAGGAGGAGCACGAGCACGACCCGCACAUGGCGAUGAAGCGGCACGCGAGCGUCAGCACGACCGAGCCGGCACUCCACAUUGCGCGCUUUGACGAGAACGACCCCGAGGUGCAGCGGUGGCUGCGCGAGACGCUCGGCCCGGUCCAGCUGUCCCAGCUCCAUCUUCACGAUUCGCCGCAGAGGGCUCCACAGUCUCGGCGACCGAAGCAGUCUCGGCCAAAGGCACGGCGGCGACCGACCGACGUGCCUGAGGGCAACGAGGAAGACGCCGACGAUGAGGACGUCAUGGUUGCGGCGCUGAACGACGCCAAUCCGGCUGAAGGAGCCAGAGUACCGCCCGAGCAGAUUGCGGACCUGGCCUUGGCACAGAUGGCGGAGCAGAAUGCAGAGGAGGGCGAGCAGGAGCGCGAGAAUAGGGAGAAGUUCCGCGCCGACCAUGGCCAUGCCAACACUGUCCCUCCCGCGGGUGAAGCGACCCCGGAGGAGAAGGCCCGCUUCAACAGGAGCGAAGUACCCGAGGCGGAGAAGCUGCGCGUCAUGCGGGAGGAGUUUGGCGAUAUCGCCUCUGUCAUGGUCGACGCGCAGGGCAGGUGUGAGCCAGAGCGCAUCCUCGCCGAGUCGCAGGGCAGUCUCUUCCGCGGCGUCAUGAUGAUCGGCAAUCUGCACCUCACGACGCACAGGCUCACGUUCCACGCCCUCCUCCCGCCCGACAACAUGAUUACGCAGGGGCCGGACUUUGAGAGUCUGGACGACAAUGAGGCUGCGGCGCUGAAAGCUCGCCCGGACAUUAUCCAGGCCGGAAGCGUGACGCUGCACCAGGGCGGCAUCUUCACCUCCCAGAAGCGUGUUUGGAUGGAACUCACGCCCGAGAUGCUGACUUGCUACCCCUCUGCCGAUGAGGCGGGCAAGACCCGUCCCCUGUUUUCCAUUCUGAGUGAGUAA
Trichosporon asahii var. asahii CBS 2479 is the source of this 1686-nucleotide messenger RNA. RefSeq names its product sterol 3-beta-glucosyltransferase. The record is from RefSeq and is a predicted model, not a curated record. The transcript has a single exon. The coding region runs from base 1 to 1686 and encodes 561 amino acids. NCBI's taxonomy places the organism in Eukaryota, Fungi, Basidiomycota, Tremellomycetes, Trichosporonales, Trichosporonaceae.